Molecule: messenger RNA, 519 nt
Organism: Protopterus annectens (West African lungfish)
Lineage: Eukaryota; Metazoa; Chordata; Ceratodontiformes; Protopteridae
Gene: ANKRD31
Product: ankyrin repeat domain 31
Exons: 3
Coding region: 162-386 (74 amino acids)
Source: RefSeq, a predicted model, not a curated record
GUCACAAUGCUUUUGUUUUAUCUGAUGGCAGUAUUAAAGCCAGUAAUGAUCAGAUCUUCAAUAAUCCAGUUCAGUGGUUAAAAAGUCUUGUUGGCGAAGAAAUUCCGAUUAGUAGGAAGUAUGCUUUUAACAAGAUCACAUACAAAGGAAAAAAGUUGUCGAUGUACAUCCAUGAAGUUGAGAAACCUACAGAACUGUCAUCACAGUUUGAGUCAGCAACUCUUUCAGAAACACUUGGUCAGUUUAAAGUAAUGAAAAGCUCUGGAAAUCCUCCGCAUAUUACUGAAAUCCUUUUGAUUAGGAAUGAAGAGAUGCUGCCAUGUCACAUAAUGGAAAAGUACUGGAAGUUCUACAUGGAAUGUGAAGAAUUCGAUUUCAUUAUUUAAGUUAUCACAUAAAUGCAUGCUUGGUAUUAAACGACUGUAAUCAGUGUAACGCUUUCUGUAUGUUAAGACUGAUUCUGUCUUCUGUAUUUACAAGUAUUUGCAUUCUCUGUAUUUAAACUUGUGAAUUGAAGGC